Molecule: messenger RNA, 1432 nt
Organism: Triplophysa dalaica
Lineage: Eukaryota; Metazoa; Chordata; Actinopteri; Cypriniformes; Nemacheilidae
Gene: eif2s2
Product: eukaryotic translation initiation factor 2, subunit 2 beta
Exons: 9
Coding region: 137-1132 (331 amino acids)
Biological process (GO): formation of cytoplasmic translation initiation complex; formation of translation preinitiation complex; translational initiation
Cellular component (GO): eukaryotic translation initiation factor 2 complex
Molecular function (GO): translation initiation factor binding; mRNA binding; translation initiation factor activity
Source: RefSeq, a predicted model, not a curated record
GUGGUCUAUUGCGCAUGCGUGCGGAACUGUACCCGGCCUGUCGCGAGGAACGAGUAUAGAGGAAAGGUGUACCGUACAAAAUUAUCUAUUGUUGGGCUUAAUUUUACACCUAGCGCUUUCAAACCCGAUCGAAAACAUGUCGGAAGACGAGAUGAUUUUUGACCCAACUAUGACCAAGAAGAAGAAGAAAAAGAAGAAGCCUUUCAUGGUUGAUGAAGACGGUGGUGAGGCAGAUGAUGGACUGCAAGUAGAGACAAAAGAGACAGAGGCUGAUGGAGUAGAGGAAAAAGAGUUUGAAAUUGAUGAGGAUGAGGGGAGGAAAAAAGAACCAUCAGACGACCUGGACGACCUGAACUUCCUUAACCAGAAGAAAAAGAAAAAGAAGUCAAAGAAAGAAAAGAUCUUUGAUGCUGAGCUCGAAGAAGGAAUGAAGGAGCUGAAUAUUGAAGUGGAGCCGUCAGAAACAUUUGAGGAAGAUGACUUCAUGCUGCCAGCUAAGAAAAAAAAAUCGAGAAAAGUUAAAGAUUUCCAGGAAGAUAUAGACAUUCUAGGCAAAGAAGAUGGUGUCGAAGACGAUGACAGUAAAAAUACAGAUGACAUCACAUUCAGCACGCAGACAGGCCCUGCCUGGGCUGGAUCAGAACGAGAUUACACAUAUGAUGAGCUUCUAAACAGAGUCUUUAACAUCAUGCGAGAGAAAAAUCCAGACAUGGUCGCUGGAGAAAAGAGGAAGUUUGUGAUGAAGCCUCCUCAGGUUGUCAGAGUCGGCACAAAAAAGACGUCUUUUGUCAACUUCACAGACAUCUGCAAACUGUUGCAUCGACAGCCAAAACAUCUUUUGGCUUUUUUGCUGGCUGAGUUAGGUACAUGUGGCUCCAUAGAUGGAAAUAAUCAGCUUGUCAUCAAAGGCAGAUUCCAGCAGAAACAGAUAGAAAAUGUCUUACGAAGAUAUAUAAAGGAGUAUGUGACAUGCCACACGUGUCGGUCUCCCGACACAAUCUUGCAGAAGGACACACGUCUGUACUUCCUGCAGUGCGAGACGUGUCAUUCUCGCUGCUCGGUCGCCAGCAUCAAGACUGGUUUCCAGGCCGUAACGGGCAAGAGAGCGCAGCUGCGUGCCAAAGCCAACUAAGGCCUCCCUCUUCAUCCUCAACCACCUUACACGGCCCAUCUGAACACCUGCGUUCCACAGUCAAACUCCACAAAUCUACAUUCACGCGGGUUCCACCGGGAUCUGUCUGCUUAUCAGGGAGUCUGACUUUUUCUAGACUACAGUAGAGUUCUGCCAUUCAGAUUUACUAAAAAAAUAUUUGGUCUGUUUAUGGAGCACCCGCAGUGCUGUGAAGUCUUUCAUGAAUUAACUGUUGGGGAAUAAUGCUGUAUUGUCUUCAGAAAAAUCAAACGAAUAAAAUGAUUACCAGCUGGGCAAACA